AUGCCCAGAGCACAAGUCUGUACAGGAGUAGACGUGGACGCUGUUGCCGGUGCGCUAGGCUCCUACGGCGGGGAGAACAGCCCGAGCGAUAUCGCCCGGGGGAUGUUCGCGGGCCAAGCAGGCAGUUCGAGGCUGCUCAGGCUCUUCUCCAAGUAUGGGAUCAAGACUUCCUGGGCUAUACCCGGACAUUCGUGGGAGACGUUCCCUGAGGAGAUGAGUGCGGUUUGGGAGGCGGGGCACGAGGUUGUGCUUCAUGGUUAUUCGCAUGAGAACCCGAUCGCGAUGACCCCGAAGCAGGAGGCUGACGUGCUUGAGGAACAGCUCGCGACCAAGUACUGCGGAAAGGCACCCGUGGGUUACGUAGCCCCAUGGUGUGAGAACUCCCCGCAGACGUCCGCGCUUCUGCUCUCACACGGCAUCGAAUAUUCUCGUACAAACAUGCACCGGGAUGCAGAGCCCUACUAUGGGCGCGUAGGACAUACAUGGACCAAGAUCGACUAUGCUGCCGAGGCCAAGACGUGGAUGAAACCUCUUAUUCGCGGGACUGAGACUGGGCUCGUGGAGAUACCUACCAGUUGGUACUUGGACGACAUGGAACCGUUUAUGUUUAUCAAGCAGUUCCCGAACUCGCAUGGGUGGGUGGACACCAGAGUUGUAGAAAAUCUUUGGAAGGAUCAGUUCAGCUACUUUUAUCGAGAGUAUGAUGACUUUGUGUUCCCGAUUACGAUCCAUCCGGAUGUGUCUGGUCAUCCGCAUGUGAUCCUUAUGUUGGAGCGCUUCAUCGAAUGGGUCAACACGCACGACGGAGUUCAGUGGGUGACGAUGAAGGAAAUGAGCGAUGAUUUCAAGCGCAAGAACCCCCUUCCUGGAAGAGGGAACGGAUUGCCUGUGAACGACGCCUGA
Messenger RNA from Dacryopinax primogenitus, 903 nucleotides. Its product is annotated as polysaccharide deacetylase. The transcript has 9 exons. NCBI's taxonomy places the organism in Eukaryota, Fungi, Basidiomycota, Dacrymycetes, Dacrymycetales, Dacrymycetaceae. The record is from RefSeq and is a predicted model, not a curated record. Gene Ontology annotation, molecular function: hydrolase activity, acting on carbon-nitrogen (but not peptide) bonds. Bases 1 to 903 code for a protein of 300 amino acids. Gene Ontology annotation, biological process: carbohydrate metabolic process.